Messenger RNA from Drosophila serrata, 3896 nucleotides. It is a transcript of the gene NKCC, whose product is annotated as sodium potassium chloride cotransporter. The record is from RefSeq and is a predicted model, not a curated record. Gene Ontology annotation, molecular function: sodium:potassium:chloride symporter activity. Gene Ontology annotation, biological process: chloride transmembrane transport; cell volume homeostasis; potassium ion homeostasis. Lineage: Eukaryota; Metazoa; Arthropoda; Insecta; Diptera; Drosophilidae. Gene Ontology annotation, cellular component: membrane.
CGUCGCGUUAAGUUGUAAUUGCCGCCACGGAUAGGAUUUUAACCGAGUGUACCAGUAUCAUUGUAUAUUUCGCGCUCUCCACCAAAUAAAAAUAUAUAGAAUCCCAUCGGUCUUGCGGUCUCGAAAUAUUCGUACUCGGUGAGUCGCCGCAGCCGGACGUCACGUCCUUCCUCUUUCGAUUUCUAUUCCGAUUUCAAUUCCGAUUCCCGUUCGCGAUUCGUGUGAUAUCAUCCCACUCCCUGUCGGGUGUAUAAAAUGCAAAUGCGCUCAGUUUGCUAACUUUUUCCAAAAGGUGCUUCAGCAAUCGAUAAGUAACCACUGUCCUCCACUGUCCUAGUUGAAAGCCAAGCAAAGGGAGUCCUCCCAGCAAAAAUAUGGCCGAUCGCUUCCAGAUCUCAAAGGUGAACGGCACCACAAAUGCCGCAUACGAUGGCGAGGCUGGUACAGGUGCCGCAGGUGCCGAUCAGCCGGAUGCAAUGCAUCCUCCGUCCAGUACCGAGAACCACCUGCAGCCCAAGGCUCCGACCGAGAGCGGUGAGAAGGAUAGGCGGAGCUCUCGCCUAUCCUUCCGCGGAUUCGGACAUUUCCUACGCAAAUCGGAUGCGGAACGCAAAUUUAGUCUCGCCCAGCUAACAAAGGAAACUCUGCCGCGCCUGGACAACUACCGCAUUUCCAUGCGAAAUCUAAAGCGUCCUUCCAUCGGGGAGCUGCAGGGAGAGGCGGCUGAUCAGAGCAUUACCAUACCCGAACCCGAACCAGAACCAACUGGCGGUCACAUCAAGCUGGGCUGGAUUGUCGGCGUCCUGAUACCAUGUCUCCUCAACAUCUGGGGCGUCAUGCUCUUCCUGCGCCUCAGCUGGGUGGUGGCCGAGUCCGGCAUCUUGCAGACGCUGAUUAUAAUUACGAUCUCGGCGGUGGUCUGCGUCAUCACGACGCUUUCGCUGUCAGCCAUUAGCACCAACGGCGAGGUCAAGGGUGGUGGCGUCUACUUCAUCAUAUCCCGUUCGCUGGGACCCGAGUUUGGGGCAUCGGUGGGCGUGGUGUUUGCCUUCGCCAAUGCCGUCUCAGCCUCAAUGAACACCAUUGGUUUCUGCGAAUCGCUAAAUGUUUUGCUAAAAAACAACGGCCUGAAAAUCGUGGACAAUGGCAUUAACGACAUCCGUAUAGUUGGUUCGGUCACCGUUUUGGUGCUCAUCCUGAUUUGCUGCGUGGGCAUGGAGUGGGAGACGAAGGCACAGAACUUCCUGAUUGUCACCAUUGUCCUGGCCAUCUUCAAUUUCAUAAUCGGGGCUGCCAUUGGACCCAACGGCAACGAGAAUCAUAUCUCAAAGGGAUUCGUGGGCUUCUCCUGGAAUACCUUCAAGGAGAACUUUGGAUCAGACUAUAGGUACGCGGAGGGCGUAAACCACGACUUCUUCAGCGUGUUCGCCAUCUUCUUCCCCAGCGUAACGGGCAUCCAGGCGGGCGCCAACAUUUGUGGAGACCUCAAGGAUGCCGGAGCAGCCAUUCCCAAGGGCACCUUCUGGUCGCUGCUUAUCUCUAUGACCUCGUACGCUCUCUUCGUGCUCUUCGCCGGCGGCGCUGCUGUUAGGGAUGCCUCUGGCAUUCCCGGUGACCUGGUCAACGGCACCAUCAUUCCCUCGGAACUGCCCUGCAUGACCACCGGCAACUGCACUUGGGGUCUCUUCAACUCCUACGAAAUGAUGCAGGAGAUGUCCCUGUGGGGUCCGUUGAUCUAUGCCGGCUGCUUUGCGGCUACGCUGAGCACGGCCCUGACCAAUCUCCUGUCCGUUCCCCGAUUGGUGCAGGCUUUGGGCAUCGACCAGAUCUACCCGGGUCUGAUCUUCUUCUCCAAGCCGUACGGCAAGCAUGGCGAGCCCUACCGCGGCUAUGUGCUCACCUUCUUUAUCUCCACGAGCUUCCUGCUGAUCGGAGAACUCAAUCUGAUUGCUCCUCUGAUCUCCACCUUCUACCUGGCCUCGUAUGCCCUUAUUAACUUCUGCACAUUCCACGCGGCCUUCGUAAAGCCACUGGGAUGGCGGCCAACCUUCAAGUAUUACAACGCCUGGAUUAGUCUUUUCGGAUUCGCCAUGUGCGUGGCAAUUAUGUUCCUAAUCAACUACGUGGCUGCCAUUAUCACCUUUGGUAUCAUCUUUGCUUUAUACCUGGUGGUUAUGUACCGGAAACCGGAGGCUAACUGGGGAUCCACCACCCAGGCUCAGCAGUAUAAGGCUGCUCUAAUGGCGGUCACUCGGUUGCAGAAUGUCUCCGAUCAUGUGAAGAACUACCAUCCGCAGGUGCUGGUGCUCUCUGGAGAUCCCAAGACUAGGCCACCAUUGGUGGACUUUGGCUAUCUGCUUACCAAGAACAACUCCCUGAUGUUUGUGGCAAAUAUCAUACCGGUCCGCGUCGGCUACAAGAACCGCCAGCAUCUGAUGAAGGAUGGUCAAAAGUAUCUGGAUGCCCGCAAGAUCAAGGCCUUCUACAAUGUUAUCGAUGGGUUCAGUCUGGAGGAUGGAAUCAAUGCUCUGACCAAAUCCACGGGCUUCGGCAAGAUGUCACCGAACAUUGUGCUGGUGGGUUACAAGCCGGACUGGAAUCGCUGCCGCAAGGAGGAGGUGGAAAGCUACUUUUCCAUUUUGUACAACGCCUUCUCGCAGCGAAUGGGCGUGGCCCUGCUUCGCCUACCCAAUGGCUUGGACUUCUCAGAGUUGAGUUCCGAGGUCACAUUGCCUCCCAAUGGAAUGGGUCACAUGCACACGGCCAAUGCCCAGGGCUUCACCAAUGAACUGAUGCCGGCAGCUAAUGCCGCCUCAGAGCUCCUCCACAUCGACUCCAAUCUGAAUCUGGCCGGAAUGGAUAGUCCGAACUCUUCGUUCACGUUGCCCCAACCUCCACCGAUGCCCAAUAUGCAGCGCAGCUCCCGCAGCUACAAGGUGAACAGCACCGAUGAACCGGCCGUGACAUAUCACACCAAGGGAGGAUCGGAUAUUCCGCAGAACCUCCUCGAAGCCAUGACCAUCUUUACGAGGAAGCAGGCCAAAGGCACAAUUGAUGUUUUUUGGCUGUACGAUGACGGAGGUCUCACCAUUCUCCUGCCCUACAUCAUCUCCAUGCGUUCCCACUGGCAGAAUUGCAAGCUGAGGGUAUUCGCCAUGUGCCACGGCAAGGACGAGGAGCAGGAGGAGAAAAGCAUGGCCAGUCUGCUGACAAAGUUCCGCAUCAAGUACUCGGAGCUCAUCAUGCUGAAGGGAGUCUCCGAGCAGCCACGAGCGGAUACGCUUCUGAAGCACAAGCGCCUGAUCGAACCCUUCCGUCGUGGGGCUCGCAACGAGUUCGGAAUCACGGACGAUGAGCUGCAUAGCAUGGCCGAAAAGACGAAUCGGCAGCUGCGCAUCCACGAGCUGGUGGUCAAGCACUCGUCCAAUGCAUCUCUGGUUGUCAUGUCCCUGCCCAUGCCACGAAAGGAGGCCAUCUCGGCGCCGCUGUACAUGUCCUGGCUGGAGAUGCUCACCUCGGACAUGAAGUGUCCGGUGGCUCUGGCUCGCGGUAACCAGACGCCCGUGCUGACGCUUUACUCCUAGAUUAGGCCUUCGCUUCCAGUACGAGUACAAUUUAGUAUUAUUAGCGUUUAGGUGUUCCGCAUAGUUCCACCCGUAGUAUCGAGCUCAUCCCUGAUUGGAGUUGGACCUGUGACUCUUAGCCCACUUGAAAUUGAAUUCCUGAGCCUAGACUCUAGUUCCCAGAGCCUCCACUAUUUAAACACUAAACCUUUGACGCUAGAAACUAGUGAAAAUUGUGUGAAAUAUAUCUCACAUACGUAGGAUAUGUUUCGCAUGCAAUAGCUUUAAGUUAAUUAUGAUCUACUCUGAAUAAAUAUAAACGAUUUAAUUACA